CAGACCACCUCGGGGCGGUGCUGCACGCAACUCCACUUUCUGCGGGAGAUAGCUGCACACUGACUGUCGUCUGCAGACUACGAGAGUUUAACCUUGGUGGGGUUUGGAUUUUUUUCGCUAUGGGAGCAGAGAGCUCAGCGCAGCGGGACAGGAGGAGCCAGGAAGAUGCUUCAGCUGAGGAGCUGAAGAUGGAGGAGAAGAGCGUCCACGACCGCAAGCCUCUGCAGAAGAAUGGACAAAUCUCCAGCAUGAGCAGUCUGAACGGACACUCCGAGGACAACACGCUGGCAGAAGUUGGUCAGCCAGAUGGCGUGUCUGUGGCUCAGAAGGAGGAAACUUCUGAAAUGACGGAAACCAACCAGGAAGAAGUGGCUCCUCAACUGAACGGCGAGACACUGGAGAAGGAGAAGGAGUCUCCUGAGGCCGAUGACAGCUCUGCCAUUGAAGAGAAAGCUGCCAAGGAGAAACCUGGUGAUGCCAGUGAAGUAGGCUUCAAGAAGAUCUUCCGUUUUGUGGGCUUUAAGUUCACACUGAAGAAGGACAAAAGUGAGGAAAAAGAUCCUGUGAAGGUCCUGACAGUCAAAGAUAAGGAAGGAGAAGAUGUUACUGACAAACGAGCUGAAGAGGAGUCUGCUACGGCUGAUGAGAAGCGCACAGCCGAAGAAAAGGAUGUUGUCACAGAGGUCUCUACUGCUGAGGCUGGAGUUUCUAAAGACACUGAUGAGGCUGAAACUGACACUAGUGUCGCUGCAGAAACCACCACAACCGAAGCUACUGCAGCUGAAGCCACUGAUGAAGGCGUGAAGGAAGAAGGUCCUGAAAAGGAAUCAGAGUCAAGUCCAUCACCUCAAGAGAAUGCACUUUCCCCAAUCAGGAAGUUCUUUAGUGGAGGACUUUUCUCUAAUCUGCGAAAGAAAACCAGUAUCAAGAAGACAAAAGAGGAAGAAAGCAAGGUUGUAGCAGCUGAAAAUGAGACAACUAAGCCAGAAGAAAGUGAUAAUGCUGUGGCAGAAGAGGAGGGAAAAGUUGAAGAAACACAAGAGGACAAGGAGGAGCCAUCACUGGCCUUUGAGGAAUCAAAACCAGAACCUACCCCAGACCCCGAGGUUACAGUUGAAACCCCUGCACCUACAGUAACUACUGCUGAGGAGACCAAGCCAGAAGAGGAAAAGGAAGAUGCUAGUGUGGAAGCAGACAAGACUCCAGUGGAGGUACCAUGCGAGGCUGAGCUGCAGUCAUCACAGGAGAAGGUCAAGGCCCAGGGGAGCCCCCUAAAGAAGCUCUUCACUGGAGCAGGCUUGAAGAAACUUUCAACUAAGAAACAGAAGCCCAAGAAAGAAGCUGAGACAAAGUUGGCUGAGUCUGGGGAGCAGGCAGCUGAGCAGCUUCAAGCCUCAUCUGAGUCCACAGAGGGUCAAAAAACAGACAGUGGGCCUUCAUCUCCAGAGGAGUCAGGAGAGCAAGUUAUCACUGUGGAGGUGACGCAGACUGAGUCGAGCCAAGAAACUGAAGGAGAAGUGCCCUCUGAUGGAGAAAAGAAAAAGGAGGGCAUCAUUGCUUGGUCCUCUUUCAAAAAACUGGUUACGCCAAAAAAGCGAGUCAAGAGGUCCUCUGAGAGUGAAGAUGAAACUGCGGGAGAAAAGCCGGGCAAGUCAGCUACCCUGUCCUCCUCGGAGAGUGCCGCCUUAGCGGAUAAGAGUGGCGAAGAGGAGGCCAAGGCGGAGAAGACCACAGAGGAAGAGCCAAAGACUGAAAACACAGAGAAACUGGUCAGCAGCAGUGAGGAACCCAAAAAGAAGAUGGACACAUCUGUCUCCUGGGAGGCACUAAUGUGUAUGGGUGGAACCAAAAGGAGGACAAGGAGGACCUCUGAUUCUGAUGAUGAUGAGACCAAGAUUGAUGAGGAAGCACCAUCAAAACCAGCAGGGGAAGGAGAGCAGGAGGGCAAAACUGUUGAGGCCACUGUUGGUUCUUCCCAAAAUACUGAGAGUGAUGUUGAAGGAGUUUCCUCCCCUGAACCAUUGAGCACCCCACCAUCCACAUGGGACACACUGAAGCGUAUGGUCUUACCUAAGAACAAGGCUAAAAGCGAGGAAAAGACCGAGGAGAGUGCAGAACAAGUCAGUUCAGACAGCGAAGCGGCGAAAGACGAGUCAUCGUUCUCUCUGAGAAAACUGUUCCCUGGACGGCGAAAGAAGAAAGCCGAAAAACAAGCUUCUACGGAACACGGCUCAGGUGAAGAGGACUCUGACACUCCAGCGGUUGUGCCACUCUCCGAGUACGACGAGCAAGUUGAUCAUGAAAAAGAGGCGGCAGUGGAACCGGUGCCGGUCCAGAUUAAAGUGUCUGCUGAAGACAGGUCCCCUUCAUGGGUUGCAGCCACGCUUGAAGAUGUUUGUGAUAAACAUGAUCAGUUAAGUGACAUACCAGAGGAGGUAGAUAACACUGUUACUCCAAAGUCUGCUGACACCGAUGCUGCGGAGGAUGAAACCGAAGAUCAGGAUAUGGAGUCCCCAAAGGAUCCAAACCAAAUGGGGCGGAGAUUAUCCACGGCUGAAGUAAAACCUGUAGCUCCUACUCCAACUGCAGAGACCACACCUGUAGCCCCAGAAGCCAAAUCAGAAAGUACCGAAGUAGUUUUGGAAAGUAUGCAGGCACACUUCAGUGAAAUUCCAUCCCAGACGUCUGUAACUGUUGGAAACGUGCCAAAAGAAGUACUGUCCGAAAAGACAGAGUGUGAGCUACCAACUGAGGAAGCCAAGUCCACUACAAAUACCAUCCUGCAGCUGCACCCUCGUGAUGAGGCCAUGGCUAUCUGUACUGGCUUAGAAACCAAGGAGAUCAGCAAAGUAGACCUGGAGGAACCUGCAGUACCCAUCGUAGAGUGUGUCGUUGUGAUCCGUGAUGCUCUAAGCACAGAGGUUUCAGUGGGAGAAACGUUAGGAAAGCCAGAGGAGGCCAUUGUAACAGAAGAUGAGGUGCUUAAUGCCCCAGUGUACCAAGUGGAAAUCAGUGAGCUUGAGCCUGCUGUGGAAACAUCAGCAGAAGAAGCAGUAGAAACUCAAGCUGCGACUGAAAGCUUUGAGCCCGAUAUUGAAAAGGUGGCAGUAGUCAGCUCCGUUGUGGAGGAGUCCGAAGUUGUUCAGCCCACCGAGGUGAGUGACGAUUCUCUAAAAGUUGUAAACCCAAUUACACCAACAUCGGAAACAUUUGUCUGCACUGAGAAUGUAGAAGUCAACGAGCCAACUGUAGAAACCAAAGAAGUGGAAGUGUGCGUGGACCAGCUUGCUGCCACUGAAGAGCAUACUCCAGUAAAAGACGUACUUCAGGUAACGGCUUCAGAAAUUACAACCAUUUGCAAAACCACAGUCGCCAUCGCUAAGGAAACUGAGCCAGAAAUCCCUGUAGAUGUACCAAGUGAGGAGGCUCCUCUCAUUGCGGAAACAGUGGUCCUUAUUGGCCCACUCAGUGUGGAGGCUCACCAACUGACAAACACAGACCGUGUGGUUGUGGACCAAAUAACAACUUCAGAACCUUCUGAUACGCUAGUGGAGGUGGAAGAAAUCAAAGAGGAACUUGUGGCUGCAGUGACUGCUGCUGCCACUUCCACUGAAAAAGAGUCGGAGAUCAGUGUGCAGACCAGCGAGAAGAUUGAGCAUGUCGAGGAUGAUGUGGAGAAGGUCAAAGACAUUGAGUUGCAGAGCAUGGUCAUUACCCAGGCUGUCAUCGAUGAUGCCAUAGUUGAAGUGUCAGAAGACAUACCCGAACGCAGUGCCCCCGCAGCUGAUGUCUCAACUCCAGUCCAGGUGGUCGCAACAACAGAAAAGGAAAUGGAAACAACAACAGAGACCCCAGUGAUCACCGACACCCCUGUUCCUGUCAUCUACGAAACCCCAGCUCUGCCCCCCAAGACGCCGGACUCCACUCAACCUCUUCAUGUUGCCAUGGAGAUCUUUGACCCAAUUCCACUUGAGGUAACAAAUGUGCUUGAAGCGUUUGUAGAAGACGAGAAACCAGAGGGAGGAUUGAAGAAAGCAGUAGAGGUCAAAGUAAGUGAAGAAUGCGUCGUCGUGGAAGAAGUUGUAGAGUUGAAGGCAGAGAGUGAGACAGGUGAAGAGGAACACAUCAAAGACGAUGCAGCGGUUCAGCAAGUUGAACCAGAUGCAGCUGAUACACGUGAAGAAGUGACAACGCCAAUGGAGGAGAACAAAGAGAAAGUGCUUGAUGUUCAUAUGCCCAUCCAGGUGGUGCUGCAGACGGCGAAGAUGGUUGAAGAUACUUCAGUAGAAGAGGAGGCUGUGGUAGAGAUCAACGGUGGUGGACCUGCAGACUGCAGCGCGCCGGCGGAACACACCGCUCCAAAGUCAGACAGCCUGUCUACAAUUUUGGAAGAACCUCAAACAAAAGCUUCAGCUGAGGAGGCAGCUUCUACCCAAGAGGUCUUCGAGACGGAGAAGGCGCCGUCGGGAAAGUGUGCAGAAGUGAUGGCGCAGGUGAUCGAGGUGAUCGAGGAGGCUGUGAAGCAGAUCGAGCCCGUGUCCUCGGAGGUCACGACGGCAUCAUGAGCAGACGAAGAAGGAAAACAUUGGGGAGACACACUGUCUGCAACAGGAAGCGAGUGAUGAGGAGCGAGAGAGAAAGAGGCCGCUCUCACGCAGAGACCGGGCCUCGCCCCAUCCUGCCCAGAGGGACUGAGCCCCGCCGCCCCCCACCUCCCCCCACCCCACCCAUCUGACGGUCUCACCACCGUAUCUUCACUCCCUCACUCACACGCACACUAGGAAUACAACUUUUUUGCAACCCCAUAAUCCUGCAUCACAUUCUGAUGAGCUUGUGCGAGAAAACAAUGACAAUCAAUGUUUUUCUUGUAUUUGAUCAAAAAAAGUUCACCCAUGAUGAACUUUGAAAUUUUUAUACUCUGUUGCAUUCGGGUGGAUUUCCAAAAGCUAAAAAAUAAACAAAAAAAGGGGAAAAAGAUCCAAAACGUUUUGGAUGUUUCCCCCCUUUUUUUGUUUAUUAUUCAACCAGGGUUCGAGCUUUUGGAAAUCCACCCAAAUACAACCGAGUAUAAACAUUUCAAAGUUAGUCAUAGGGGAACCUUUUGGAUCAAAUACAACAAAAAAACAUUGAUUUUCAUUGUUUUCUUGCAAAAGCUCAUCAGAAUAUAAUAGAGGAUUAUGGCAUUGCAAAACAUUUGUGUCCCUAGUGCACACUCAUGCAUGUAAUCAGUCCGAUAUGCGUCCAGCAUCACAAAGACUUUCCGCUGCCUUUGAAAGUGUGUGACCCGACAACCCGAGUGAGAAUGUGUGCGAGCGUGCAUUUGUCUAACAAUGUGAGCAAGACGGUGGCAGACGGUGAAGAAAUGGAGGAUUAUUAUUUUGUAUAUUGUAUUUAUAUCUUGAGUAUUCUUUCAUUCUAUCUUAAAUGUUUAUUUUAUGUACUUUGAAAUGUUCACGUAAAGGCUGCGACAGACGUUCAUUUGGGCGACGUCACUCGACCGAUUUGUGGCCUGACGUAAACAGACGUGAAAAUUUCCUGUACAAAUGUGUUUGGUGUAUCGCAGCCUUUAUCGCGGUCAUAUUCAAUGGUUCUGACAGGAUUCUGUAGCAGUUAUAACCAAACUAUGGUACAAGCAUGACUCCAGUGGCAAUACGUGAUAACACGGGCUACAGAAAACGCACUCACAUCAACACAUCACACAUGCCCACACAACAACACACAACUGUUUCAGCCCCUACUGCAGUAACUGUGCCUCUUUGUAAUAAUCAUUACAAUAGCAGGCAACAUUUCAUGCUAGUUUCCCACCUAAUUUUGCCUACUACUGUAAUAACUGUCAAUCUUGUAAUAAUUACAACCAUAGCGGGUGAGUUAGCUUUGCAUCUGCGCAGGUUAUUGUAAUAAUUACUACAAUAGCAUCAC
Molecule: messenger RNA, 5919 nt
Organism: Thalassophryne amazonica
Lineage: Eukaryota; Metazoa; Chordata; Actinopteri; Batrachoidiformes; Batrachoididae
Gene: akap12b
Product: A kinase (PRKA) anchor protein 12b
Exons: 4
Coding region: 120-4565 (1481 amino acids)
Biological process (GO): regulation of protein kinase C signaling; signal transduction
Cellular component (GO): cytoplasm
Molecular function (GO): calmodulin binding; protein kinase A binding
Source: RefSeq, a predicted model, not a curated record